Cinclus cinclus is the source of this 3024-nucleotide messenger RNA. RefSeq names its product SUMO specific peptidase 1 (gene SENP1). The coding region runs from base 137 to 1843 and encodes 568 amino acids. Gene Ontology annotation, biological process: protein desumoylation. The transcript has 16 exons. The record is from RefSeq and is a predicted model, not a curated record. Gene Ontology annotation, cellular component: nucleus. Lineage: Eukaryota; Metazoa; Chordata; Aves; Passeriformes; Cinclidae. Gene Ontology annotation, molecular function: deSUMOylase activity.
GGGCCGGCUGAGGGCAGCGGAGCUGCGGCCGGCUCCGGGCCCUGCUCCGCUCCCGCUCCUCUCCCUACAACUGCCCUCACACCGGAGUCCGCCGCCGCCGGGCCUUUCCCCGUGCCCGGUCCCGCCGCCGCCCCCGAUGAGGAUGGAGGCCCGGGGGGUGGCACGGGCCCGGCCCGGCCCGGCCUUCAAGGGCUUCGGCGCCGAGAGCAAGUUUAUCCCCUCCAAACUCAGCAGCUUCUCGUGCCCUGCCGGGAACUCCUCUUGCUCCCUCAGCUACACCCCAGAAAUUCCUGAAAGAUUUUCGGGAGCAAACGGGCAAUGGAGGAGCUCCAAGCCUCGGGGGAGCCGAAGCUCCUUCCUGGAGACCCGGAAAAAUUCCAGCGGGAAUUCCAGCACUUUUGGGGGAAAAUCUGCUCUCCACGGAGCCUCUUUCCCCCUCAAGCCAGCCCCGAGCCCCUCCUGGAGUCGCCGCAGCCCCAAGAAGGCCCCACGGCGCUUCCUGAGUGCAGCUGAGGAGACCGUGCGGGAGGAGGAGCGGGAGAUUUACCGGCAGCUGCUGCAGAUGGUGACUGGGAAGAGAUUCUCCAGCUGCAAACCCUCCCCGCUGCUCCCCUUCCACCUGUCCCGCUGUCCCCGUUCCGGCCCCUCCCUGCCCCAAGAGGCUCCCAGGGACGAUCCUGAGGCGCUGGAAAUUCGGAAAAUUCCUGUUCCACAUCCCCUAGAGCCACCCCAGAAUUCCCAAAAUCCCCCCCUGGGCCCCUCUCCGGGGUUUCCUGGGGGGUUCCAGCCCCAGAAUUCUGUGGCCCCACAGCAGCAGGAGGAGGAGCCGGUGACCGGGGCUCAGAGUGAAGGGUCAGAUGCUGUCAUUUUGCUCAAGGUCAAGGACUCCAGGACUCCAGCUCCAAGCCUCCCCUUUUUUCAGGCUGAGCUAUGGAUCAAAGAACUGACCAGCGUUUACGAUUCCCGAGCCAGAGAGAGGUGGAGGCAAAUCGAAGAGCAGAAAGCUCUGGCCCUGCAGCUCCAGAGCCAACGCCUCCAGGAGCAGGAGCGCUCCGUGCAGGACCUGGUGGAUCUGCACCUGCGCGUGCCCCUGGAGAAGGAGAUCCCCGUGGCUGUGGGGCCAGAGGGGCCGGAGCGUGCCCGGCCAGGCCAGGGUGAUGAUGAAUUCCCAGAGAUCACUGAGGAAAUGGAGAAAGAAAUCAAGAGCCUGUUCCGAGGGGGAAACCAGGACGAGGUGCUGAGCGAGGCUUUCCGCCUGACCAUCACCAGGAAGGACAUCCAGACCCUCAACAACCUCAACUGGCUCAAUGACGAGAUCAUCAAUUUCUACAUGAAUUUGCUGAUGGAGAGGAGCAAGGAGAAGGAUUUACCCGCAGUCCAUGCCUUCAACACCUUUUUCUUCACCAAAUUAAAGACUGCAGGCUACCAGGCUGUCAAGAGAUGGACAAAAAAAGUAGAUAUUUUCUCUGUGGAUCUGCUCCUGGUGCCAAUCCACCUGGGAGUGCACUGGUGCCUGGCUGUCGUGGAUUUCAGGAAAAAAACCAUCACAUACUACGAUUCCAUGGGGGGGAUCAACAGUGAGGCCUGCAGGAUCCUGCUGCAGUACCUGAAACAGGAAAGUUUGGAUAAGAAAAGGAAGGAAUUCGACACCAAUGGAUGGGCCCUGCUGAGCAAGAAGAGCCAGGAGAUCCCACAGCAGAUGAACGGCAGCGACUGCGGGAUGUUCGCCUGCAGAUACGCCGAGUGCAUCUCCAAGGACAAACCCAUCAACUUCACCCAGCAACACAUGCCCUACUUCCGGAAGAGGAUGGCCUGGGAAAUCCUGCACAGGAAGCUCCUCUGAUGCCGGGAAAAUCCCAAAAUUCCAGAGAUUUGGAUCAGAAGAAUCCCGGGAUUCUCCUCGGGACACAGUCAAGGAACUCCGGGUCCUGCUCUUCCAAAAACCCCCCCUUGGAUUUGGGGGGAAUAGAAAAGUUUGGAAGCAUAGUUGGGAUUUUGUGGAGGUUUUUUCCCUCUUUUUUGAGAUUCCAGGAUGGAUUUUCCUGCUUCUCCAUCUGCUGGGAUGGAGAAAUUUGGGAAUGUUGGGUUUUUUUGGAGCCGGAUUUUCAAGAAAAGGGAGGUGCCUCCAUGGAUUUGGGUUGGGAAAAGCAAGGGUAGGGUUUGGGUCUGGAGGGAAUUUUUGGAGAUAAUUCCAAAUUUUUCCACCUCAUUCCCAAAGUUUGGGGAUUUUAUUCAUGGGAAAACCUGGAAUGGGAUCCCUGGGAAUAAUUCCUGCCUAAAUCCCAUUUUUUUACCAGUUUUUCUUACCAUAUUGCAUAUUUUUAGCAUGUUUUUUUUUUUUCUGGGAUUAAGUUCUGGAAUGCCAGAAUUCCUCUGGAUUUAUACCCAAACUUUGCUUUUCCGAGGGAUAAACCCCAAAACCUGAGCAAAAUCCAGGCUUUUUGGAGAAUUUUUGGGAAUUCUCCCCUCCUUUUCAAGCUGCUUUGUCCCAGCAGCUCCUGUUGCUUUUUCCAGCUGCUUUUCACACUUUUUCCAGGAAAAAAAAAACCCUCCCAAAUCCCAGGAACUGCAGAACCAUGAGAAAAGCCCCAAAAUCCUGGAAUCCCUUCAAUUUUUCCCAAAAACCCCUGGAUUUUUUGGGGGAGCUUUUCGCAUCCCUUUCCCCGGAUUAAUUUAUUCCCUAAUUUUUUUGGAGCUUCCCAAGCCUCUGGAUUUGCUCUUCCUGGUGGAAAAGAUUUUUAAGGAGAAGAAAAGUGGGAAAAAAAAUUCCAAAAUUUUUGUAUUUUCCCUCUCCUGUGGGAGGUGGGAAUUUUUUCUAUUUUUCCCGAGCUGGGAGCUGAAGUUUUGUACUGAAUUCCCGAAUUUUUGGAGCCCUUUUUCCCGAUUUUUCCCAGCCCUUUGUGUCCCUUUGGAUCCCAAAUUCUUCUCCCUGUUUUGUACCAGAUUCGUUUCCUACUUUUUUUAUCUUUUAUUGGAAUUAAAAAUCUGAAAAAAAUCCUGCCAUUAUGGAAUUUCCCUGCUUUU